CAUCUGAUCAUUCUACAACCCUAAUGAUUGAAGACAUUGUUGACUUAAUGACUGAAAAAAAUUCUAGACCUUCUGUAAAGACAGCUCAAGCUAUUACUUCUGCUAAUUUGGAUUAUGAUCUUCAUGAUAUAUUAAAUUGUUUUUUAGAACAAAAAAAUCAAGAGAAUAAUAAUCAUAUAUUAGCUGCUACGGCGUAUAUUAUAUCUGAUAUGCUACGAUAUACAUCACCUGCUACUGCAUAUGUCACCUGCUAUAGCAUAUGUUACCUACUAUG
Molecule: messenger RNA, 274 nt
Organism: Racocetra persica
Lineage: Eukaryota; Fungi; Glomeromycota; Glomeromycetes; Diversisporales; Gigasporaceae
Source: the annotation of a GenBank genome assembly